Sesamum indicum (sesame) is the source of this 1848-nucleotide messenger RNA. RefSeq names its product beta-amyrin 28-monooxygenase. Gene Ontology annotation, molecular function: oxidoreductase activity, acting on paired donors, with incorporation or reduction of molecular oxygen; iron ion binding; heme binding. Gene Ontology annotation, biological process: sterol metabolic process. NCBI's taxonomy places the organism in Eukaryota, Viridiplantae, Streptophyta, Magnoliopsida, Lamiales, Pedaliaceae. The record is from RefSeq and is a predicted model, not a curated record.
UCAUUGCGCAUGAAUAUAAAUACAUUAGUAUUAAUUGCUAGGAAGCAUUACUUAUUGAUGCAAAGCUUGAAACAGCAAAAAAGUGCAAGUACUUGUACUUAUUAUGGCUGCGGUUUUGAUCGUUCCAGUUUUCAUGAUUCUUGUCCUACUUCUCAAUCUCACCAUAAAAAUAAGAAGGAAAUUAGCAGAAAAGUCCUCGAAUCUCCCUCCAGGCAGCUACGGAUGGCCGAUUCUUGGUGAAACGGUGGAGUUUCUUCGUGCUGGGUUGGAGGGGACACCUGAGAAAUUUAUCAAAGAGAGAAGUGAAAAAUACAAAUCUCAAGUCUUCAAAACUUCACUGAUGGGGGAGCCUAUGGUGAUGCUAUGCGGGGCAGCAGGAAACAAGUUCUUAUUCAGUAAUGAAAAUAAGCUGGUAACAGUUUGGUGGCCAAGCUCUGUGAGACAACUGCUUGGACACUGCUUAGCAACGAGCAGUGGUGAUGAAGGAAAGCAAAUGAGGAAGAUGGUGUCUUAUUUUGUGAGUCCUGAUGCAUUCACGAGGCUUUACAUCAGAACUAUGGAUUUGGUUUCUCAGCAGCAUAUCAAGACUCAUUGGCAAGGUAAAGAAGAAGUGAAAAUCUCUCCAACCAUCAAGUUAUACACGUUUGAACUUGCAUGUCGCCUAUUUAUGAGCCUUGAAGACCAGGAGCAAAUCUCAAAGCUCGUUACUCUGUUCAAUGUUUUCUUGAAGGGGAUAAUAUCAGUCCCUGUCAACUUUCCAGGAACAAGAUUUUACAAGGCAAAGAGAGCUACAUCUGCUAUAAAGAGUCAACUUCAGAAGAUAGUCAGACAAAGAAGAGCAGCCUUGGAACAAAGAACAGCUGUACCUUCCCAAGAUCUUCUAUCACAUUUACUUGUGGCUCCGGAUGAAAAUGGCAAGUUUAUGUCUGAACCCGUUAUCGUAAACAACAUAUUAAUGCUGCUCUUUGCUGGCCAUGACACAUCUAGUGUUGCGAUAACGAUGCUGAUGAAGAAUCUUGCACAACUUCCUGACAUUUACGAAAAAGUGCUGAGAGAGCAAAAUGAAAUUGCAUCAUCGAAGGAAGCAGGGGAGUUUCUGCAGUGGGAGGAUGUACAGAAGAUGAAGUACUCAUGGAAUGUUGUUUGUGAAGUAGCGAGAAUAUCACCACCCAUCAUAGGCGCUUUUAGAGAAGCAUUAGCCGAUAUAACUUAUGCAGGUUACCACAUUCCCAAGGGAUGGAAGUUGUACUGGAGCUCAUCAUUUACGCACAGAGAUGCUAGCUGGUUUCCAGACUAUCCAAAUUUUGAUCCAUCAAGAUUUGAAGGGGCAGGCCCUGCUCCAUUUUCAUAUGUCCCAUUUGGUGGGGGGCCUCGAAUGUGCUUGGGAAAAGAGUUCGCCCGGCUGGAGAUACUCAUAUUUCUACACAAUGUUAUAAGGAGAUAUAGGUGGAACUUACAGAUUCCUGAUGAGAAAAUUGCAUAUGAUCCAAUGCCCACGCCAGUUGAAGGACUUCCAGUUCAGCUUCACUCUCACAUAGCUUAAGAUGCUAAAAAUUGGUGGCAUGAAAGAGAUAAGAGACUAGUAAUUCUUGAAAGUAAGCAGCAUAUAGCUUUAUGGGUUAUGAUUUCGGCUAACUAUGAGUUUCAUGGCUUGCUUACCUUGGUAGAUGUGUGAGAAGUUAUUAAUAUAUAUUCAUGUCAAACAUAUAAGGUGUAGUCAAGAUUGAAAAUAUUACAGAAGUGAGCAAGUAAGACAGAAGUGAACUGUUCAAAAUGCAGUUGCGGAAAAGCAGUGCUGAUUCAAACAUUAAGUUCAACAGACUUUAUGUUGCGUUUGCAAGUGGUUGU